CUUACAACCCUUAGGUCAAGAGUCACACACUCUACCAACUGAUCCAGACAGGUCCCCCAAUGGAAUUGUUUUCUUUAUUUCCUUUACAUAGUGUUGAUUACUGUCUCACAGAAAUACAACUGGUUUUUCUGCAUAGAUUUGUAUCCUACAAUUUUGCUGAAUUUGUUUAUUAGCUCUAACAGUUUGUGUGUAUGUUUUCUACACACAUACAAGAUCAUGUAAUCUGUGAACAGAUAAUUGUACCUUUUCCUUUCUAAUUCAGAUGGCUUUUCUUUUACUUUCUUGCCUGUUUUCUCUGGCUAGAUCCUUCAGUCUACGUUGAAUACAAGUAGUGAAAGUGGGCAUCCUUGUCUUGUUCCUGAUUUGGGGACAAAAGCUUUCAUUCUGUUACUGUUGAGUUUGAUGUUAGGUGUUAAGUUGUUUAUAUAGGGCCUUUAUCAUAUUGAGGAAAUUCCUUUCUAUUCCUAUUUUAUUAAGUGUUUUUAUCAUGAAAGGGUGCUGGAAGGGUAGUAGAUUUUGUCAUAUGCUUUUUUUGCAUCAAUUGAUAUGAUGAUGUUCUUUUACCUUCUUUCUAUUCAUGCAGUGUAUUAUAUCGAUUGACUUUUGUAUGUUAAUUACCUUUACAUGUGUAGGAUAAUUCUCACUUUUUCAUAUAAUACACCGUAUAUGUACAUAUAUGUAUAAAAUGCUGUGGGAUUUGGUCUGCUAAUAUUUUGUUGACAAUUUCUCCAUCUAUGUUUAUAAGAGAUAUUAGUCUUUAGUGUCUUGUUUUUUGGUUUUGAGUUUUUUGCCUUGUGAUGUCUUUGGCUUCAUUAUCAGGCAUAAUGUUGGUCUCACAAAAUGAGUUAGAAAGUACUUCUACCUUUUUAUUUUUGUGGAACAAGUUGAGAAGAAUUGGUGGUGUCAAUUCUUUAAGUAUUUGGUAGAGUUCACUAGUAAAGCCAUCUGGUCCUGGACUUUUGUCCAGGGAAGUUUGGGAAGUUUUUGAUUACAGAUUCAAUCUUACUUGUUAUAGGUCUAUUUAGAUUUUCAGUUUCUUUUUGAGUCAAUUUUUGUAGUUUACAUGACAUGUAAUUUGUUCAUUUCAUCUAAGUUUAUCCAAUUUAUUGGUGUGUAGUGUUCAUAUUAUUCUUAUUUAAAAAGGACUUAUUCUUAUAUAAAAAGGACUUAUACAGUACUUCUAUAGUCUUAUAAGAUAUGUAAUAUCCUCUCUUGUUUCUGUUUUUAGUAAUUGGGAUCUUGUCAAUUUUGUUGAUCUUUUCAGAGAACUAAUGUUAAAUUUAAUUGAUUUUCCUCUUUUAUUUUUCUCUUCUUUAUUUCAUUUAUCUCCGCUCUGUUAUUUCUUUCUGCUUCCUUUGCAUUUAGUUUGCUUAUUGCUUUUUAAAAAAAAUUUUUUUUAAUGUCUAUUUUUGAGAGACAGAGUGUGAGCGGGGGAGAGGCAGAGAGAGAGGGAGACAUCGAAUCCAAAGCAGGCUCCAGCCUCCUAGGUGUUAGCAGAGAUCCCGAGGCGGGGCUCAAACCCACGAACCUCGAGAUCAUGACCUGAGCCAAAGUCAGGUGCUCAACCUGCUGAGCCACCGAGGUGUCCCAAGUUUGCUUAUUUUUUUAAGGUGUACAGUUAGGUUAUCAAUUUGAGAUUUUUUUUUAAUGCGGUUGUUUACAAGUAUAAAUUUCCCUUAGACCAUUGCUUUUGCUGCAUCAUAACUUUUGCUUGUGUUUUCAUUUUUAUUCAUCUGAGGGUAUUUUCUAGUAUCUCUUUAUUUUUUAUAUAGGAUUUUUCACAUUUCAAUAAGCUGGAAAAAUUUUUGCUGAUAGCUUUGAAAAGAGAAGCUGUAGGGGAGACAUAAGUCUUCAAGAAUUUGAAGGUUGUCAUAAUUAGGUUUGUUUUAAACAAUCUUAAAGUACAUGCCUAGGAAGGCAGGAAGAAAAUUGAACUUCUAAAGAAAUUUUUAACAGAUAUUCAAGUAGUUUCCUUAACAGGAACUGUUCUAGAAGUUCAUAGACCUUUUUUUUCUUUUUUUUUUUUUAAACAAAGAAAUGGUAAAUUGAAGUUUGCCAGGUUUUUAUUUUGCCAAGUAAAGAUAUUCUUUAAAAUGACAGAUAAAUAUUUCUAGGUACAACUUAAGUGUUUUGGUCACUGUUAUUGAGAGAGUUGCUAUUUGCUAUCCAAAAAUAACUUUAAAUUUUACCACAGUAAAAAAGUUAAUCAAGUGUUAGGCCAGAGAAAUUUUGAACAGUGAAAUAGCUCCCUAUUGCCUCUAGGAUAAAGUCCAGAUUUCUUAACAUGGCUAAUUUAAAGCCUUAGAUAUCUGACCUCUGCUUGCCUCUCAACAUCUCUGUUUUGGCUAGUAUAUGCUCUGGCCACACUACACUAUUGAGUAGUUCUCUAAAUGCUAAGUCCUCCUUUACCUCUGGGCAUUUCUUGUAGUGUUUCCACUGUGUCCUUGCCAGUUUUAGGAAUAAUGCAAGAGAGUGAAAGGAUUGUAAAACACCUGUUUCCUAUUUUAAUAGGGGUUACCGCUUCCUUUAUUUAAUACAGUACUUUAUAAUUCACCUUUGAGGCAGACAGGACUGUAGUUAAUAGUUUGUGUUGCUAUGUUAUUUGUUUUCUGUUUUUGGGGGGUUUUUUUGUUUUGUUUUUUACAGAUGAAAACAAAUAGUAUGUGAUCUUCUCAAAAUCAUACAGCUAGGAAGUGGAAGAGGCAGGACUCUGGUCUAUGUUUUGUUUUAGGUAUCCUGUUCUUCCUAAUUCUUAUGCAGUCAUCCACUGAUUCAGCAAAAAUUUAUUGUGUGCCUACUAAGCUAGGAAACAUACUAAGGAUACGAGGAUGAUAAAGGUGUUCCUUUUUUUUCCCGAGGGUAUAUAGUCUAGUGGAGAGAAAAUAAAAAGAAAUAUAAUACAGAUUUAUAAUGGAGUGUUAUUUGUAGUAUGCACAGGUUACUAGACAGUUGAAUCAGGUGAUUCUGAAGCUGAAUUUUCUCCAAAUAUAAAUUUGAAAUAGCUAUGAGUAGCUCAUAAACAAAGUAAAAAUUAAUGUAGCACAAAUUUAAUGUAUAGAAAUGCUGAAGAGAUGACUAAUAGAAAACGAAUAAUUUGGUAGGGAUCAGUGCUCUUCGUAUUAAAUGGGAUGAGACUCUUAAUGUGUAGAAUUUACUGGGAAGACUAAUUCAUUUAGUAGAAAAAUAUUGAGAGAUUUAUUUGGAGAAUACAGAGAUGUCUUGGAAAGAAAGCAACUGUUAGAUAUUGAGGAAGUCAAUUUACAAUUGAAGUAUGUUUAUAUACAUAAAUCCUGUUUCAGAACUCAUAUUCAAUGAUUUUGUUUUUACUCUUAAGGCCCAGUUCAAGUGUUAGCUCAUCUCUAUGCCUUUGCCGAUCUUCUCCAGAAAUAAUUAACUGCGAUCUAAUCUGUGCCACCAUAACAUAGUGUUGUGUAUACAUCUCUGCUAAGGCAUAUAUCACUAUGUGUUUAUGUGUUUUCUUCCCCUCUGGAUUAUGAACUUUGUGAAGGCAGGGAUUCUGUCCUUUUGAUGUUUGAAUCCGUUUUGUUUGAUCAUCAGGUCAUUGGCAUCCAGUAAAUAUAGAAAUGAAGAUAGAGAAGUAAUUUCAUUUUGAUUCUAAAUACUUGUCUCAACCUUAGAAGAAUUCUGUCCCCCAAAUGUAUUCUUUCAAUGUACUUAAUCGAUAAGGCCCCCUACAGCAGUACUCCCAACUUACGUUUCUGCCUUUAUUUUCUACUUUUCUUCCUUUGUUAUAUAUCCUCUGCAAUGGUCAUACUGUACUUACUUCCUUCAUGCUAUUUCUUUAUUCCUGAAUUCUUUGACCUUCCCUUCCAGUCCUUUUCUAAUAAGACUUCUUCAAAUGCUAACUGUUCCAAGAAGUUUUUCCUGAAUAACUUGCCAAAAAUGUCAUUUUUAUAAAUUAUCUUCUCGAUGAACCUGUGGACACAGUUACCAUAUUUUAUUCAAUAUGUACUGUGUUUUUCUCGUGCCAUUCCCCCCUUUUUCCUCCAUUUAAAUUCUGAACUUCCCAAGGGCGGAAACUUUUGCAGUUUCUACAGAGUUGCUUUGGAUAUAAUAGACAGUCCAUAAAUAUUUGCCUAAUUAAACAACAAGUUAAAACAAGCUUGAUGUGAUAUUUUCAUAAAGUUAGAAAAUGGUACAUUUACAGAAUAAAUUACAACACUAGAUCUUAAGAACUUAAAUGAGCCUUGUGUCAAUUGUAGAAUAAACUGUUCAAAUCAGAAAACAUGGCUUUAUUAGAUUUUUUGUGCAUUUUUUCAUAGUUCACCUUCAGUCUCCGUUUUUAUAACUAAGGUCGACUACUUACAUAUAUCUUAUCACAUAUGGAAUCUGUAUCUUCUUAGUAUAGUAUUGGUGUUUACAUUAUUAGAUGUUCCUCUUAUGUACUUACUUUUAGCAAAGCACAAGUAACGUGCUGAUAAUGUUCUGUUUACAUGUCUAAAUUCCCUCAGGUAUCAGUUACUACUUAUCAUCGAGUUUGUGUAGGUUGUUGUUUAUCCAUAAAUGUUUAUUGGAUGAGAAAAUGGCAAACUUGUUCUUUUUGUUUUUAAUGUUUUAUUUUUUUUUAAUUUUUUUUUAAUGUUUAUUUUUGACAGAGAGAGAGAGAGACAGAGCAUGAGCGGGGGAGGGGCAGAGAGAGAGGGAGACACAGAAUCCGAAGCAGGAUCCAGGCUCUGAGCUGUCAGCACAGAGCCUGACGCGGGGCUCGAACUCACAGACCGCAAGAUCAUGACCUGAGCUGAAGUUGGAUGUUCAACUGACUGAGCCACCCAGGCGCCCCUGUUUUAUUUAUUUUUGAGAGAGAGAGAGAGAGAGACAGAGCAUGAGCAGGGGAGGGGUAGAGAGAGAGGGAGAAACAGAAUCCAAAGCAGGCUCCAGGCUCUGAGCUGUCACCGUAGAGCCUGAUGUGGGGCUCGAACCCAUGAACCAUGAGAUCAUGGCCUGAGCCAAAGUCGGAUGCUUAACUGACUGAGCCACCCAGGUGCCCCCAGACUUGGUUUCUUAAUUAAAAUGUCUACUUCUCCCAUAUUUUUGUUAAGCUUCAGGUUAUAUAAAUGUAGAAAACACUCUGCUUUAGCGUAAUUUACCAUCAUGUACAAAAUUGCAAAGACUGUACCAGUUCUUUCCUGUAUGGACUGUUUUGUUACUGCUCUGAUACAUAUUUAUUUCCAGAGCUGUUUCCUAAAAAUUCUUUAACUGUUUUUUUAAGAACAAAUGUAUAAGCAUAUAGUAAAUCUGUAUAAAUUAAUAAUGUUUUAUAUUUAUUUAUAUUUAAGUUCACUGUUAUCACAGUAAAUAGAACUAUAUGAACUAAUGUCAUAUCUGUCAACAUUCAGUUGGGCAGUAGAUUUUUAUAGUUCUGGGUUCUGAACGCUUGAAGUAAUACAUUCUCAUUAUUUAAGAAGUUAAUCCUAAGAUGCAUAUUUUUUUCCCCCUUUAAUAUCUCUGAAAUUGGGAUGUGUCUCAGUAUUUCCCAGGUGGCUGUCAUGGAGUCGUUGUCUGUGUGUACACAAAGUUAGUCAUGGUUCUUUAUCUUGCCAUCGCCUCAGUUGGGCUACGUAUAAUAGUACCACAUGUGUUUGUUAUUUAAAAUAUCUUUACAAAUAUACUCUGUUUUUCAGUAUUUAACCACAGAGGCAUUGAUUACGUAGAGAGGCACAGAAACAUAGCAGAGCAUAAAUUUAAUAUUAGUGAAGCAAAUAUUUGUUGAAGAAAUGACAGCAAUUCCACAUUUACUUACAGAGCAACAAUCAAGUGCUUUAUGGACCAAACAGAGUACCUCAAGGCAGAAGAAAUUGUCAGAUCCUUUGGAAUAAGACUAAGUCUAAAAACCUUUAAAAAGGUCAUUUCGUUCAUUAUAAAAUAAAAAUGUGAAGUGGUAUAGUGCCAUAGUUUAAUUGACGGCAUUUUUUUUUCUUCAUGUUAUAUCAGGAUUCUGACACUUCAUGACAUGUCAUUAUCUAGAGCAAUAAUGAACAUUGACCUGUUUCGGAUUAGUUGAUGACCUUUGGAAAUGAUCCAAUUGUAUCUACUGCAGAGAAGCUGAAUAUACUUCAUUUGGAGUGAACAGCUCAGAUCGUCACUGGAUUUUUCAAGAUGACAGAUCCAAUGAUGGACUUUUUUGAUGAUGCCAAUCUUUUUGGUGAGACCUUAGAAGGUUUGUCAGAUGAUGCAUUUGUACAGCCAGGACCUGUUUCACUAGUCGAUGAAUUGAACCUGGGUGCAGAAUUUGAACCUUUGCACAUAGACUCACUCAACCAUGUUCAAGGUACUCCAACACAUCAGAAGAUAACUGAUUAUGAGCAGUUAAAUCAGUUUGAUUCAAUGAAAUUUCACCAGGUCAAUCAGCCUUUUGGUAGCCCAGCUGAACACGUGUUAUCUCCACACUCUCAGUUUAAUUGUUCUCCAAUCCAUCCCCCAAACCAACCCAAUGGUUUGUUUCCAGAUGUAGCAGAUGGCAGUCCAAUGUGGGGCCAUCAGACAGCUACCAGCAUUUCAAAUCAAAAUGGGUCUCCUUUCCACCAACAAGGACACUCUCACCCUAUGCAUCCAAAUAAAAGCUUUGUGGUACACCAUGACUUUGCCUUAUUUCAGGCCAGUGAACAACAAACACAGUGCACUUCACUACGCUCACAACAAAACAGGAACAGUCUUAACCCAGGGCAAAAUUCUCUUAGCCAGUCUAAAAAUUUUAUGGAUGUUAAUGUUUCUGGUCCACACAGAGUCAGUGUUAGCCACCCAUCACAAAUUACGAAUGCAUCUACGUCGCAACAGUCUCUUUCAAUGCAGCAAUUUUCUCAAACAUCAAAUCCUUCAGUACACUUCCUCAAGUGUAGCAAUCACCAAGAAGGGAAUUUUAAUGGACCUUCUCCAAAUAUGACUUCUUGUUCUGUCAGUAAUUCACAGCAGUUUUCUUCACAUUAUUCCUUUUCCAGUAAUCACGUCUCACCCAACAGUCUUCUGCAGUCCUCUGCUGUUCUUGCACCUAAUCAUACAAAUCAGGCUUUAUCAGAUUUUACUGGAAGUAAUUCCUUUUCACCUCAUAGGGGAAUCAAGCAAGACUCCACUCAGCAUAUGCUAAAUCCCAAUACAUCGUUGAAUUCAAGUAAUUUCCAAAUGUUGCAUUCAUCACAUCCUCAGGGUAAUUAUAGCAAUUCAAAAUUAUCUCCUGUGCACAUGAACUUCCCAGAUCCUGUUGACUCAGGAACUCAAAUGGGCCAUUUCAAUGAUCACGUAGAAACUAAUGGCUUUUCAUCUUUAGAAGAGAAUUUACUUCAUCAAGUAGAGUCUCAAACUGAGCCAUUCACGGGACUUGACCCAGAAGACCUCCUGCAGGAGGGUCUCCUUCCCCAGUUUGAUGAGGCAACAUUUGGACAGGAUCAUUCAAGUCAUGUUUUAGAUCAUGACCUUGAACGGCAGUUUACUUCACAUCUGGUAACUCGGCCUUCAGAGAUGGCUCAAACUCAGUUGCACAGUCCAGCUCGCAGUUGGCAUUCAUCACUUUCGAAUCAUCAGCAUUUACAUGACAGAAAUCGCCUAUAUUUACAGCGACAGCCUCCAUCUUCCAAGAAGAGUGACGGUUCUGGGACAUACACUAAGUUGCAGAAUACCCAGGUGAGGAUCAUGUCUGAGAAGAAACAGAGAAAAAAGGUGGAAUCAGAAAGCAAGCAAGAAAAGGCUAAUCGGAUAAUAUCAGAGGCCAUAGCAAAAGCAAAGGAGCGUGGGGAACGCAAUAUUCCACGAGUAAUGAGUCCUGAGAACUUUCCUAGUGCUUCAGUUGAAGGAAAAGAGGAAAAGAAAGGUAGACGGAUGAAAUCCAAGCCAAAGGACAAAGAGAGCAAAAAAACAAAAACUUGUUCAAAGUUGAAAGAGAAGACAAAAAUUGGCAAACUCAUUAUUACGUUGGGUAAGAAACAAAAAAGAAAGAAUGAGUCUUCAGAUGAAAUAUCUGAUACAGAGCAGAUGCCACGGCACACACUCAAAGAGGAAGACCCUCAAAAAAGAAGAUCAAAUCGUCAAAUUAAAAGAAAAAAAUAUGCGGAAGAUGCAGAAGGGAAACAAUCUGAAGAAGAGCUCAAAGGUUCUAUGAAAAUAAAAAAGAAUUCAGCUCCUUUACCUGGUGAACAGCCUUUACAGUUAUUUGUGGAGAAUCCAAGUGAAGAAGAUGCUGCAAUCGUGGAUAAAAUCCUGUCUUCUAGAAUUACAAAAAAGGAAGUAUCACCUGGAGUGAUGAUUGAUACAGAAGAAUUUUUUGUAAAAUACAAGAAUUACUCCUAUCUUCACUGUGAGUGGGCCACAGAACAGCAGCUUUUGAAAGAUAAAAGGAUCCAGCAGAAAAUCAAACGAUUCAAACUGAGACAAGCACAAAGAGCACAUUUUUUUGCAGACAUGGAAGAGGAACCAUUUAACCCAGACUACGUUGAAGUAGACAGAGUGUUAGAAGUCUCUUUUUGUGAAGAUAAAGACACUGGUGAGCCUGUUAUUUACUACUUAGUAAAGUGGUGCUCAUUACCGUAUGAAGAUAGUACUUGGGAACUAAAAGAAGAUGUAGAUCUUGCAAAAAUAGAAGAGUUUGAACAGUUACAAGCUUCAAGGCCUGACACAAGACAUUUGGAUCGUCCUCCCGCUAAUAUUUGGAAAAAAAUUGAUCAAUCCAGGGACUAUAAAAAUGGCAAUCAACUCAGGGAAUAUCAACUGGAAGGACUCAACUGGCUCUUAUUCAAUUGGUACAAUAGACGAAACUGCAUUUUAGCCGAUGAAAUGGGUCUUGGCAAAACCAUUCAGUCAAUUACAUUCCUCUACGAAAUCCUUCUGACUGGUAUAAGAGGACCUUUCCUGAUUAUCGCUCCACUUUCUACUAUUGCAAACUGGGAGAGAGAAUUCCGUACAUGGACUGAUAUUAAUGUUGUGGUUUACCAUGGGAGCCUGAUUAGCAGACAGAUGAUACAGCAAUAUGAGAUGUACUUCAGGGACUCACAGGGGCGUAUCAUUCGAGGAGCUUACAGAUUCCAAGCCAUCAUCACCACUUUUGAAAUGAUUCUUGGUGGCUGUGGAGAGCUAAAUGCAAUUGAAUGGCGAUGUGUGAUUAUUGAUGAAGCACAUAGGUUAAAGAAUAAAAAUUGUAAACUUCUUGAAGGUCUGAAACUCAUGAAUCUGGAACACAAGGUGCUUUUGACUGGUACACCUCUCCAAAAUACAGUUGAAGAACUAUUCAGUCUUCUUCACUUCCUAGAACCUUUAAGGUUUCCUUCCGAAUCAACAUUUAUGCAAGAAUUUGGGGAUCUGAAAACAGAAGAACAGGUGCAAAAACUUCAGGCUAUCCUGAAACCCAUGAUGUUGAGGCGAUUGAAAGAAGAUGUGGAGAAGAAGCUGGCACCAAAGGAAGAAACCAUCAUUGAAGUGGAACUUACUAACAUUCAAAAGAAAUACUACCGGGCUAUUUUGGAGAAGAACUUCUCCUUUUUAUCCAAAGGGGCAGGGCAGACCAAUGUACCUAACUUGGUCAAUACCAUGAUGGAGCUCAGGAAGUGCUGCAAUCAUCCGUAUCUUAUCAAAGGUGCUGAAGAGAAAAUACUUGGAGAAUUUAGGGAUACGUAUAAUCCAGCUGCUUCUGAUUUUCAUCUUCAAGCAAUGAUCCAGUCUGCUGGUAAACUGGUCCUUAUUGAUAAAUUGCUUCCCAAAAUGAAAGCUGGAGGUCAUAAAGUGCUCAUCUUCUCUCAGAUGGUACGCUGCCUUGACAUUCUAGAGGACUAUCUCAUUCAUAAAAGAUAUUUAUAUGAACGAAUUGAUGGAAGAGUCAGAGGGAACCUGCGACAAGCUGCUAUAGAUCGAUUUAGUAAACCUGAUUCAGAUCGAUUUGUUUUCCUUCUGUGCACCCGAGCUGGUGGGUUGGGCAUCAACUUAACUGCUGCUGAUACAUGUAUAAUUUUUGAUUCUGAUUGGAACCCUCAGAAUGACCUGCAGGCCCAAGCUCGUUGCCACAGAAUCGGUCAGAAUAAAGCAGUUAAAGUCUACCGACUAGUAACUCGUAACUCCUAUGAGAGAGAGAUGUUUGACCGAGCCAGUCUGAAACUGGGUCUAGAUAAGGCUGUGUUACAGAGCAUGAGUGGAAGAGAAAGUAAUGUUGGUGGUAUUCAACAGCUUUCCAAAAAGGAAAUAGAAGAUCUGCUUCGAAGAGGUGCAUAUGGUGCUAUUAUGGAGGAAGAAGAUGAAGGCUCUAAAUUCUGUGAGGAGGAUAUCGAUCAGAUUUUACUACGUCGUACAAAAACUAUCACAAUUGAGUCAGAAGGACGUGGGUCAACAUUUGCCAAGGCAAGUUUUGUGGCAUCUGGAAAUCGGACAGAUAUUUCCUUAGAUGAUCCUAACUUCUGGCAGAAAUGGGCUAAAAAGGCAGAAAUAGAUAUAGAUGCCAUCAGUGGCAGAAACAGCUUGGUUAUUGACACUCCAAGAAUUAGGAAGCAAACAAGACCCUUUAGUGCCACAAAAGAUGAGUUGGCGGAAUUAUCUGAAGCCGAAAGUGAAGGGGAUGAAAAGCCCAAACUCCGGAGACCCUGUGAUCGUUCCAAUGGCUAUGGAAGAACUGAAUGCUUUAGAGUAGAGAAAAAUCUUCUAGUUUAUGGAUGGGGCCGAUGGAGAGAGAUUCUGUCUCAUGGUCGUUUUAAAAGGCAGCUGAAUGAGCAUGAUGUAGAAAUAAUUUGCCGAGCCCUCUUAGCUUAUUGCCUUGUUCACUACCGAGGAGAUGAGAAAAUUAAAGGCUUCAUAUGGGAUCUCAUUACUCCAACUGAAGAUGGGCAGACACGAGAGCUACAAAAUCAUCUGGGCCUGUCAGCCCCAGUACCCAGGGGUCGAAAAGGGAAGAAAGUAAAGACUCAAACAAGCUCAUUUGAUAUACAGAAAGCAGAAUGGCUUCGAAAAUAUAAUCCUGAGCAGCUACUUCAAGAUGAAGGAUACAAAAAACAUAUAAAACACCACUGUAAUAAGGUUUUGCUUCGUGUAAGAAUGCUGUAUUAUCUAAAGCAAGAAGUCAUUGGAAAUGAGUGUCAGAAAGUAUUUGAUGGAGUUGAUGCAAGUGACAUUGAUGUUUGGGUCCCAGAACCAGACCACUCAGAAGUUCCUGCUGAAUGGUGGGAUUUUGACGCUGAUAAGUCCCUUCUUAUCGGAGUUUUUAAACAUGGUUAUGAAAAAUAUAACACUAUCCGAGCAGACCCAGCAUUAUGCUUCUUGGAAAGAGUGGGAAAACCUGAUGAGAAAGCAGUUGCUGCAGAACAGAGGGCAAAUGAUUAUAUGGAUGGGGAUGUGGAAGAUCCAGAAUACAAACCUGCCCCAGCUAUCUUUAAAGAUGAUAUGGAGGAUGAUGUUUCUUCACCAGGAGAUCUUGUUAUAGCAGAUGGAGAUGGUCAGCUGAUGGAGGGUGAUAAAAUUUAUUGGCCAACUCAAUCAGCUUUAACCACACGUUUGAGGCGUCUCAUCACUGCAUAUCAGCGUACUAAUAAAAACAGACAAAUCCAACAGAUACAGCCCACGUUCUCAGUGCCUGCCAGUGUCAUGCAGCCUCUUUAUGAAGAAGCCACUCUUAAUCCUAAAAUGGCAGCCAAGAUAGAAAGACAGCAGAGAUGGACAAGAAGAGAAGAAGCUGACUUUUAUAGAGUUGUGUCCACAUUUGGAGUGGUAUUUGAUCCUGACAGAGGCCAAUUUGACUGGACAAAAUUUAGAGCUAUGGCUAGGCUGCAUAAGAAAACUGAUGAUAGUUUGGAGAAGUAUUUGUAUGCAUUCAUGUCUAUGUGUCGGAGGGUUUGUCGUCUUCCUUCCAAAGAAGAAUUGGUGGAUCCAAAUAUUUUUAUCCAGCCAAUCACAGAAGAACGUGCUUCAAGGACUUUGUAUCGCAUUGAACUUCUAAGGAAAGUACGGGAACAGGCCCUCCGACAUCCACAAUUGUUUGAACGCUUGAAGCUUUGCCAUCCAAAUCCAGACCUACCAGUCUGGUGGGAAUGUGGCCCUCAUGAUAGGGACUUGCUCAUUGGAGCUGCGAAACAUGGGGUGAGCCGAACAGACUAUCACAUUCUUCGUGAUCCUGAACUCUCCUUUAUGGCAGCUCAAAGGAACUACAGUCAAAGUAAGAUGGCUCCUUCAAGGACUUCUACCCCACUUUUACAGCAAUAUCAAGUAGCACUUUCUGCUUCUCCUCUUACCUCUCUACCUAGGCUCCUAGAUGCUAAAGGUAUUAUUCUAGAGGAUAUGAAAGUUAAAAGUGAAAAUCUUAAAGAGGAGCCUCAGUCUUCUGAAGAAGAAUCUAUGUCUUCUGAGGAAACCAGGACACUAAUAAAGUCUGAGCCUGUAAGUCCAAAGAAUGGUGUUUUACCGCAGGCCACUGGAGACCAGAAAUCUGGUGGAAAAGGUGAAACAGACAGACGCAUGGUUGCAGCCAGAACAGAACCCCUAACUCCAAACCCAGCUUCUAAGAAACAGCGAGUCCACAAAAGAGGAUCCGAAUCUAGUUCUGAGUCUGACUCUGAUUCUGAGAGAUCAUCCUGUUCUUCCAGAUCAUCUUCUUCCUCGUCUUCCUCCUCCUCUUGUUCCGACUCUCGAUCAGGCUCUAGUUCCUCUUCAUCCUCCUCCUGUUCUUCAGCAUCGUCUUCAUCCUCAUCCUCAUCCUCUUCCUCAUCAUCCUCCUCCUCAUCUUCAUCAGAAGAAAGUGACAGUGAAGAAGAAGAAGUCCCAAAGCGAGCAGAAGGUACCCCUCACGUGAAAGCCUACGAUGAAGAAAGUGUUGCGUCACUGAGCACUACCCAGGAUGAGACCCAAGAUAGCUUCCAGAUGAACAAUGGGACACCAGAGUCUGCUUAUAUCUUACAAGGAGGAUACAUGCUAGCAGCCUCAUAUUGGCCAAAGGAUCGUGUGAUGAUCAACCGGCUGGACAGUAUUUGUCAAACAGUUCUGAAAGGGAAGUGGCCUUCAGCUAGAAGAAGUUAUGAUGCCAACACAGUGGCCUCUUUCUAUACCACAAAACUGCUGGACAGCCCUGGCGCGGCUACAGAAUAUAGCGAACCCAGUGUACCCACACCCCCAGGCGCCGGUGUUAAAGAAGAACACGAUCAGUCAACACAGAUGUCAAAGGUGAAGAAGCAUGUACGAGAAAAGGAGUUUACAGUGAAAAUCAAAGACGAAGGUGGUUUGAAGUUGACAUUUCAGAAGCAAGGGCUUGCUCAGAAAAGACCGUUCGACAGCGAAGACAGUGCCCUGGGGCAGCAACAGUACCUUGCUCGGCUUCGGGAACUGCAGAGUGCGUCGGAGACCAGCCUCGCCACCUUUCCCAAAUCCGUGCCAGUAUCAGGUACUUCCAUUCAGUCAACCCUUGGUGCCAAUGGAGUUAGAUUAGACAACCAGCCUAUAGUCAAAAAAAGGCGGGGAAGGAGGAAGAAUGUAGAAGGUGUUGACAUCCUCUUUUUUAACAGAAAUAAACCACCUAAUCAUGUAACUGUAGGCCUAACCAGCUCCCAGAUUUCUACAGGGAUAAAUCCAGCACUGUCCUACACUCAGCCUCAAGGAAUUCCGGAUACAGAAAGUCCGGUUCCGGUUAUUAACCUGAAAGAUGGGACAAGACUUGCAGGCGAUGAUGCGCCAAAGAGAAAGGAUUUGGAAAAAUGGCUUAAGGAGCACCCAGGUUAUGUGGAAGAUUUAGGAGCUUUUAUUCCUAGAAUGCAGCUCCAUGAGGGGAGGCCCAAACAAAAGAGGCAUCGGUGCAGAAACCCUAAUAAACUCGAUGUUAAUAGUCUUACUGGAGAAGAACGUGUUCAGCUGAUUAACAGAAGAAAUGCCAGAAAGGUUGGAGGUGCAUUUGCUCCCCCUUUAAAAGAUUUAUGUCGAUUCCUGAAAGAAAAUUCAGAAUAUGGAGUGGCUCCUGAAUGGGGAGAUGUUGUUAAGCAGUCUGGGUUUCUUCCAGAAAGUAUGUAUGAGCGCAUUCUCACUGGUCCUGUUGUGAGAGAGGAGGUCAGCAGGCGGGGGCGGCGGCCCAAAAGUGGAAUUGCGAAGGCCACGGCAGCGGCCACAGCUACAACUGCCAGCGGUGUUUCAGGCAAUCCUUUGUCGGCCAAUGGAUUACUUCCAGGUGUGGAUCUCACAACUCUUCAGGCCUUACAGCAAAACCUACAAAACUUGCAGUCACUGCAAGUGACUGCAGGGCUGAUGGGAAUGCCUGCUGGCCUUUCUUCUGGAGGAGAAGCUAAAAACGUGGCUGCCAUGUUCCCCAUGCUGCUGUCAGGAAUGACUGGAUUACCAAAUCUGUUGGGCAUGGGAGGGCUCCUGACAAAGCCUACCGAAUCUGGAACAGAGGAAAAAAAGGGAAAUGACCCUAAGGAGCUAGAAGGAAAAAAAGAAAGGACAGAGAGUCAAAAUUCAGAGAAUGGGGGAGAAAACUCUGUGUCAAGUUCUCCUUCGACAUCGUCUACUGCUGCAUUAAAUACAGCUGCAGCUGCCAACCCGUUAGCUCUUAACCCACUCCUACUCUCCAAUAUACUUUAUCCAGGGAUGCUUCUCACUCCAGGCCUUAAUCUUCAUAUUCCAACUUUGUCCCAGUCCAAUACUUUUGAUGUACAGAAAAACAAAAACAGUGACUUAGGCUCAUCUAAGUCCAUAGAAGUCAAGGAGGAGGAUUCCAGAGUUAGAGAUCAGGAAGACAAAGGAGGAACUGAACCCAGUCCUCUCAAUGAAAACAGCACAGAUGAGGGUUCAGAGAAAGCCGAUGCUUCAUCUGGAUCUGAUAGUACAUCGUCAUCAUCCGAGGAUUCAGAUUCUAGUAAUGAAGACUGAUUCCCAGACUGCACUUAAAUUAUGAACUGAUUUUGGAUUUUUUUCUUUAAUUAUUAAUUGUAAAUACCCCAGUGUUGAGUGCAUCAAUAACUUACUGACCGAACAUUUCAGUUCUUUGUUUAGAAGUGCAAACUGCUUUCAGAGACGUUUUGCAUGUAAUAUUUCUUAAAAUUCCUAAGUUUCUGAACUCGUAUGUACUAUCAAAUACAUAAAGGUGUAAAAUUGCAACAAAAGGCAUUAUAAUUUUGUUGGGGGUUAAUUUUAUGAAAAUGAUACUCAAUAAGAGUUGUAUAUUUAAUAUAUUUGCAGUGAACACAGAAUACUUUAUGCAUAUUACUGAUUUAAUUUGAAUAUAGUUUUACAGCCUCCUUGACACCUAUAAUUUACAGAUCAAAACUCAGCAAUAAUUUGGGCAGCUAAUGAAUGUCAUGAAAGCUGUAGAAUCUACAUCGCCAUCCAUUGCUUUAAUUACAUGAAAAUGCUCUAGUGUUGUGACGCACUGCUGAUGCUUCCAAUUCAGGUACAAGUGUGUUUUCAAGAAGAAAUAAGUUUCCCAAUCAGCCAAUUUAACUGGCUACCUGUUACCUCAGCUGAGUUAGUUUAGGAAGUUUACAUUCGUUUCUAAUUCUAUACUUGUUUUCAGGGGUUUUUUAAACACAUCCUAUAUAUCAUGUUAAUCUGGCAAGAACUGUGACUUGCUUUUUGCUGAGCUUAACUCUGCUGUCGGUAAAAUCAAGUCAUAAAAUAAUCCUGUGUCACGUGACUUUGGCACCCUCUAGACAUACUUAGUUUCACUUUUUCCAAGUUUGGCCUCCUCUUAGAAAUAAUUAUGUCUCAGAUGAGUAAUGUCUGUUUCCAGGGUUCAGAAAAGGCAAACUCAUGAAAUGCCACUGAAAAGAACUUUCAACACAGCAUACUUCAUGUAAAAGAAAUUGUUUGUUUGCUUUAUUUGUGUAGAUUUCUAUUUGUGUUUUAUGUCAUGGAAAUAUUCCAGAAUUAACAGAGGAUAGUGGUAAAGUAAUAUGCAGAACAGUCUGAAUUCAUUUUGAGUUUCUAGGUAGAAGCAGAUGAAAUGUUGCCCAGAAUCAGUGUUGGGUUAUCAGUUUAUAUUAAAUAUACUGAGUUGGCCCAUUUUGAAUAUGCACUUUGAAUAAUCUCAAAAAAUAUAUACAAGUUAUACCUGUAAACCACAAAAACGAAGCCCAAGGCUUCUGAUCAAUUUCUUAGAACCCUUUAUCAUGCAAAAUCUGUCUGAUAUUUGAUUUGUGAUACAGUUUCUCCUGCUAAAGCUGCUAUUCCGACAAGAUGGAGAGGUCCAGUUUCACUUUCAUAUACAUUUAAAACAAUUAGAACUGAAUUGGAGUAAAAUAUCAUGUACAUCCUAAGGAGAGAAAGAUGUUAGCAUUUUCUGGUACUUGAAUAAGUCAGUGAUAAAGUUUGCGAGGGGAUAAAUUUAGGGGGAAAAAGUACCCCACUUCUCUCCCAGAGGAAAAAAAUAACUUUCAGUGCGUUUUGAUAAAACUCUGUUGUUCUGUCAUGAACCCAGCAAUUAUAUUGGAUUUUCCAAGAUCUUUACCAGUAAAUUGUUUCUGUGUGUAAAAUAACUAACCCCUUAUUAGAGCGACAGUGUUACAUGUAUUUACAAAAUCAUAUAACUUCCAUUGGGAUUGUAUUGAUUUUUGUAUUUUCCCCAAAAUAGUGCUUUGAAUUGAUAGUCCUUUAUGCAAUGUCUUAGCAAUAGUCACUCUAAUGCCCAUCCAGGAGAAGUGGGUAGUAAUUCUUCAUCAUGAAAAUGAUAUAUUACAUAUUUAGUAUGUUCCCUUUGCAGUAUUGCACUUUUGUUUAACUAGAAUACACCUAUGAGAUAGCCAAAGUUUCUCAAACACAGUUAACCUGGUUUGCCGGUGAAAGUAUUUCAACAGCAUCCACAUUUCCCCCUGUCUCCCUCUAGUUCUACCCACAUGAUCUUUAUUCCUUUCUUUCCCCAAUUAAAAAAUAAAAGGAAAAAAAAAAAAAGCCCUAGAUCUUAUCACUAAAAAUCUAAUUUAUAUCAAAUUUAUGAGAUAAAGUAUUUUCCUAAUUACGGUCAAAUGAAUUUGGUUAACAUCUUAGUGAUUCUCUUUCUAUGUAAUAAGGCAAUUUGCAGUUUUCAAAGCAUUAAUACUAACUUUAAAUGUUCUCUUGGGUUUCAAGACACUUCUACUUAGUAUUGAUUGGGGAAAAAUCGUCCAGCUAUCAGCUUAAAAAAAAAUGCAUAAAUAUGGUUGUGUAAAGUUAAGGGUUAUAAGGAAAAAAAAAAAAUCAGUAGAAUUCCAUAAUACUAAAGUUGCAGUUGAAAGGAUAUCCAAGUAUGUGUUGGUAGUUACUAAAAGAAUUAUAGCUGUUAUUGCCUUGUAUUUAUAGCUCUUGUUUCAGGUUUCAUGAUUCAAGUCUUAGUCUAAUUUUUCUUUUGGACAUUUGCAAUAUUUACCAGUUGUGUUUUGUGUAGUCUGAAUUUGCUUUCUGUAGUUGAGCAAACGUCUUAAAAAGUCAUUUGUAAUUUAUUAAAUUACUUUCUAUGAUGUUCUAUAGAGCAAAUGGAAGUUUAAUUAUUUUUUAUUAAACAUAUUCUUUGACUACC
Messenger RNA from Acinonyx jubatus (cheetah), 17446 nucleotides. RefSeq names its product chromodomain helicase DNA binding protein 9 (gene CHD9). Gene Ontology annotation, molecular function: protein binding; ATP binding; ATP-dependent chromatin remodeler activity. The transcript is spliced from 39 exons. Lineage: Eukaryota; Metazoa; Chordata; Mammalia; Carnivora; Felidae. The coding region runs from base 6118 to 14826 and encodes 2902 amino acids. The record is from RefSeq and is a predicted model, not a curated record.